Messenger RNA from Polyodon spathula (Mississippi paddlefish), 2767 nucleotides. RefSeq names its product lactosylceramide 1,3-N-acetyl-beta-D-glucosaminyltransferase-like. NCBI's taxonomy places the organism in Eukaryota, Metazoa, Chordata, Actinopteri, Acipenseriformes, Polyodontidae. Gene Ontology annotation, biological process: brain development. Bases 470 to 1609 code for a protein of 379 amino acids. Gene Ontology annotation, cellular component: membrane. The record is from RefSeq and is a predicted model, not a curated record. The transcript is spliced from 2 exons.
CUGCUGCAGAGUUCUUUAGUUCUCGUCAUUUCAGGGAGGGAUUAUGCUGCCGUUAAAACGAAUCACCAAUUUGAACUGAGCGCCAUACCUAUAGAAUGAAGACUUCAUAAUACUUGAGUACAUCAUGUGAAGUUAAAAAGAUUGUGGACUUUUUUAUUAUAUGGAUACUAUUAUUUUCAGUUGAGCCUACAAUGAACAGCACAAAAAUAUGAGGCUAACACUGCAGAAAUCUGUUUACAUCUGCCUUUUAAUUGUUGAGAAAGGAAUACUCUAAAUUCAAAAUUCUCUCACGGGACACACGUUUUCAAGCAAUCCCAUGCAUACCGCAAAGAUCGUCCUUCUUGUGGGAACACUAUAAUGGAAUUCAGACAAGCUGAAAAUUGUAAUCUGUGCAAGAACAACAAGGACAGCCCAUUGAACCCGGUAUACUGGACCUGACAGUGACUGAAGGUAACAGUAAGAUUACAGAAUGUUUAGAAGUGCCAGAAGAUUUAGAAAAUGGCAGUUUAUGCAGUUGAUGACUACAUGCUUCAUACUCUCCCUUGUUAUGAUAUACUGGGAACAACUUGACAAGCAUGUUGUAAGCCACAUGAAGUCUUACUCCUAUCGUUACCUUGUGAACAGUUAUAAUUUCCUAAACGAUAGCUUUUCCAUAAGCAGGGAGGAAGCUAGUAGCUUGCCCAACUACCAGUACUUGAUCAACCACAAGGAUAAAUGUGAAAAGCAAAAUGUGCUCCUUGUGCUGUUUGUGAAGACAUCGCCGAAAAACCUAGAGAGACGCCAAGCUAUCCGCUCUACGUGGGGCAAUGAGAACUACAUCCGCUCCGAGCUGAAGGCCAAUGUGAAGGUUGUCUUUGCAUUAGGGGUUCACAAACAUCCAUUGGAGAGAGAAGUCCUCCAAAGGCAUCUUGAAAGAGAAGACCGGCAGUACGGCGACCUUAUACAACAAAACUUUAUUGAUGCUUUCCACAACCUCACCCUCAAGUUGAUCCUGCAGUUCAAGUGGGCUCACAUGUACUGCAGACAUGCCAAGUUUGUCAUGUCAGCGGACGAUGACAUCUUCAUCCAUAUGCCCAACCUGGUGCAGUAUCUCCAAGACUUGGAUCAAAGAGGCGUCCAGGAUCUCUGGAUCGGACGUGUCCAUAGAGGAGCCCCUCCAGUCAGGAUCAAAGAAAGCAAGUAUUAUGUUCCCCAUGAGAUGUACCAGUGGUCUUCAUACCCAGAUUACACUGCAGGUGCUGCUUAUGUAGUUUCAGCGGAUGUAGCUGACAAAAUCUAUAGGGCAUCCAUGACUCUUAACACCACGAUCUACAUAGAUGAUGUUUUCAUGGGAAUCUGUGCUAAUAAAAUAGGGGUGAUUCCUCAAUACCACGUGUACUUCUCUGGGGAAGGGAAGGCCCCCUAUCACCCCUGUAUCUACAACAAGAUGAUGACUUCUCAUGGACACUUAGAAGACAUUCAUUACCUUUGGAGGGAGGCCACAAAUCCAAAAGUUAGGACAUUAUCCUCUGGCAUAUUGGGAAAGCUAUAUUGUACUGCUGUAAAAGCUUUUCUUCUUUGUAAACCAUAUUAUAUGGACACUUAUCCCUGCAGUGCAGCGUUUUCUUAGAACCGAUUGUGUGAAGUUGUUAGUAAAGAUGCAGUAUUUUUUUUUCCCCGCACUGUUAUUUGACAGUGUUACAAGAAGUUACAUUAUUUAAAUUAACAUUCCCUCUUUCAUUUAAUGGAAGCAGAAUCACUAGUGUCAUAAUUACCUCCCCUAAAUAUUUAGUUUGCUUUUUUUUUUUAUUAUUAUUUUUUUUAAUAUCUAGAUAAACUGCAAUGGAAUUGAUAAAAACAAUUAAAAAAAAAAAAACCUGCAUCUUAGUUUCAGUAGCUGAUGGAAAGUUACACUGUAAUGCUGCGAACUAGCUUUCUCUGUAUGACAAUACAAACUAAUUGUGAAAAAGGUAAAUGGUAGGAAGGGUUUUGGUUGUGGUAAUGAACAAUUGUCACAACACAGCUGGAUGGACAGAUAUUUUCACACUGUGGGCCUGCAAUUAAAAUAUAUCAUCUUAAGGUCAUGAGUACACUACAUUUCAGUUGACUUUACCUUGUUCUCCACCACUGCAGUACAGUAUAUGUAAUUCAGUUUUACAGCACCCCUAAUGUGACCUAAAAGAUCGUGGUUUCUAUAGACCUUUUAGUAGAAUUACCCAUAAGGUUCAGCUGUGAAUUCUGAAGCUUGGAGCUUUCCAGUGCUUUUAGAAGAGGUAUUUAAAAAAAAAAAAAAAAAGUUUUAUAUUGAACAUACACUUUAAUAACAUUAUAAACAAAUUUACUUGAACAAUUUAUUGUUUAGUAAGGUCGCUUAGAAAUGUAUACAGUUAGAGCUUGAUUUUAUUUUGUAUAUAUUUCUUUUACUAUAACCACUAGUAACAGGUAAUGUUUAUUAUCUUGUCAUAGUAGAAACGUUACAGCUCAGUCAUAAACUGACAUACGCAAAACCUGCUAUAUACAGUACAGGUAUGUUUAGCCAGUGAGCAACUAUGAACUGAUACACUUGUGUGCAGGGAGGGGCAAUACCAUCAGCAUUACACAGUGGAGUUCAUUCAGCAUGGUUCCAAUAGUAAAUACCUUACGUUGACUAAAGCUUUUCUGAUGAAUGGGUUAAAUGUCACCUUAAGCUUCAUCCGAGCAUCUUUUUAUUCAUUUCCCAAUUAAAAGAUAAUAUAUGUUGAUAGUUUAAGAAAAAGCAAGUAUGCAACCAGAUUUUUUUUUUGUUGGG